This is a messenger RNA of Talaromyces stipitatus ATCC 10500, 1003 nucleotides long. Its product is annotated as formin binding protein, putative. Gene Ontology annotation, biological process: mRNA splicing, via spliceosome. The record is from RefSeq and is a predicted model, not a curated record. The coding region runs from base 86 to 946 and encodes 286 amino acids. Gene Ontology annotation, cellular component: precatalytic spliceosome. The transcript is spliced from 2 exons. Lineage: Eukaryota; Fungi; Ascomycota; Eurotiomycetes; Eurotiales; Trichocomaceae. Gene Ontology annotation, molecular function: RNA binding; zinc ion binding.
GGUUUCUUCAACUUCCAACGUCAUACCGUCACCACACAUCACCACACCACCCUUCACAGCAGACAACCUGCAAAAAUCGAACAAAAUGGCAGAAUAUUGGAAAUCAACGCCGAAAUACUGGUGUAAGCACUGUCAGAUCUACGUCCGAGAUACCCCAUUCGAGAAGACACAGCAUGAAGCCACGGGCAAACACCAAGGAAAUCUGAAACGAUUUCUCCGAGACAUUCACCGUAACAAGGAGCGCGAAGAAAAGGAGAGCCAGAGAACCAAAAAUGAAGUAGAGAGACUUCGAAACCUCGUUUCGGGGAAACCAGCUGGAGAUGCGACACGAAACCGACCUGCGGCGACAACGUCAACCACUGCACCAAGACAAGUGACCGCGGAAGAUCGAAAGAAGCAGAUCGCGCAGCUAGCAGAAAUGGGUGUCGCUGUGCCCGAAGAAUAUCGAAGAGAAAUGGCCCUUGCGGGAGACUGGCAGACUAUAUCAGAACGAAGAAUAACACCGGUUGAACCAAGCAAGGAAGAAGCAGAGUCCACCAAACUUAAUAUCGGCGUGAGGAAGCGAAAAUUAGAGAAUGAGGAAGAUGAAGAAGAGGCUCAAAUGAUCGCCAAACCUACACAUAGGGGAUGGGGCAAUACGACACGAGAUUAUCCUGGCACUACUGAGGACGAAGAUGACGACCUUGAUGCUCUUCUCAUGAAGACGACGACUGUUAAGGAAAAAAAAGAUCCGGACCCGAAGACGGUAUUACAGUCCAUCAAAGCAGGGGAGCAAGCAGAAUCAGGGGAUGUUGAGAAAACGGAGAAAGACCCAGACGGCUCAGGCCCGAGUACAAUAUUGAAAAAGGAGGAACCUGACACGGGAGACUCUCUCGAGACACCAUCAUUACCAGUGGGCGAUGUUCCUGUGUUCAAAAGGCGUAAAAACAAGGCUUCAAAGCGAUGAAAUGUCACUUAACAGUCUUUGCAUUGGCAUAGACUUAUUCCAUAUGCUAUGAUUUGC